Messenger RNA from Plectropomus leopardus (leopard coralgrouper), 2615 nucleotides. RefSeq names its product F-box and leucine-rich repeat protein 18 (gene fbxl18). Gene Ontology annotation, biological process: SCF-dependent proteasomal ubiquitin-dependent protein catabolic process. Gene Ontology annotation, cellular component: SCF ubiquitin ligase complex. The record is from RefSeq and is a predicted model, not a curated record. Gene Ontology annotation, molecular function: protein binding. Lineage: Eukaryota; Metazoa; Chordata; Actinopteri; Perciformes; Serranidae.
CCUGUCAGCGGGUGGAUCUUACACCGCUUGUGGUUCAUUGUAAAGCGGUUUGAGCGGAACAUGAAGCGCUGGCCGGCUCGAUAAACAUUUAAAAUACGGUUUAACAUCCCGGUGACCAUCAGUGGGACCGUGAGAGGGAUUUAGAGGACAUGGACCGACAAAUUAUACAGGCUGUAUUUGACGAGGACACGAUGUCCUCUACCUCGGUGGGAAUAUCAGAUUUGUCCGAUGAGGUCCUGCUGUGCGUCCUCCGCCAUGUUCCGGUGUGUGACCGGUUGCUGAAUGUGGCAAACGUCUGCCACAAGUUGCACAGACUGUGCCACGAUAAGACCCUGCUCACCAAUGUCAGCCUGUCUGAGGAGUAUCUGGCUGACGAUCUAUAUGUUCGGCACAUAUUGAGGCAGCUAGCUGUUCACGUGCAGUCUCUCAGCCUGAACGGUUGCUACUGGCUGUCUGGAGCUACGAUGGAGCUUCUUGCUCGCUGUAAAGGAGUGAUGCACCUCGAUAUCACCGGCUGUCGCAUCACCUCUGUGCGUCUGUCCCGCAUCCUCUCCUCCCUGUCUCUGCUCAGUUCAUUUGCUUUUGAUGUGACGCCAGGCUUCGACUCAGCUCAUCUCAGUUCAAAUGCGGUGGACACGCUGAGCCGCCUGUCAGAGCUCAGACAGACGCUGCUGACACCGAGUUAUGGUGUGGUGCCAUGCUGUGCUCAACUCCGCAAGCUGAUGCUGCAGUUUGAUAUCUCUGAUGUGACCAGAGAGGGCAGAGGUGUCUGCUGUCAGUUAAUGAUGGGUCAGAGCAGUAUGCCGCAUUACCAACAGCUGGAGGAGUUCACUGCCAGGCUGGCUCCAGGAGAGGUGAACCAGACCUCGCUCCUGCUCUAUCUGGCAGUAUUCAGCAUUCAUAUUCCAAAACAUCUCAGAGUUUUUCUCGUGUCGAUUCCUGGUCAAACCCCUGCUUACUGGCCUGCUGCUCCCUCACUGGCCCAAAGCUUGGGUCAACGAGGCGACCUGGAGGCCCUGCAGCUCCCUCGGUCCUGGCUUGAUUCCUUGUCCCUAAAGCGAGCCCUUCAGGGAAACAGUCCGCAGCACCUGAGCUUUAGCCGGUGCCCGGCGUUGUGGCCGCAGGUGUUCCAGUCGUUGCUGGAGGGAGGAGUCGGAGACAACACACAACUGACCAGUCUGAACCUCAGCGGGAUCAACAAGGUCCUUUACUCAGAGUGUCGGAGUGUUGAAGAUCAGCUGGAUCCGGUGAUCAUGAGCCAGCUGGCUGUCUGCUGCCCCAAAAUUAAACACCUGAACCUGAUGCACAGACACUAUCACCAUGAAAACUCACCUGGGCUAGGUGGAGAAACCCACCUGUGUGCCAGCUUGGCCAAAUUUGCACACAUUCGCUCUCUCACUCUGCCUGCCUGCUCCUUGUCAGACGGCUUGAGCAGACAUGAAGUCUCCACAAACAACACGUCUCCCUCUGCGUUGUUCCUGGGGUUAAAGAAGGCUCCACGGGUCGGACACCAGAAUUACAAGCCUGAUUCAAAUUCUAAUGUGUCAGGCGACAGCACCUCAGGGUUCGCUCUGCUCUUAGCUGGCUGCCCUUUUUUAGAGACCUUGGAGAUCAUUGGUCCAGGUUUUGUGUCGGCACUGCCUCGACUCGAGCCCUGCCCUCGCGCCAGUGUGGAGCCUCGUGGGAUGUGUGCGUGGGCACGCGGAGUUGGCGAUGCACACUUAGCGGCACUUGAGGCUUUGCCUCGAUUACAUCGUCUGACUCUGGCUGGGCUUCCUGGGGUCCUUAGGGGGACAGGGCUGGUCCAGCUGACCAGGCACUGCAGUGACCUACGGGUGUUAUCCCUCGCCAACAUGGGAUCACUAAAAACCAUGAACUACGCCCCGGCUUUGCUGGACACACUUAAACAGUGCAAACAGCUACAGGAACUCAGGUUAGAGCAGCCCUACCUGAAUGCCAACGUGUCCUUCUUUGAGGCUCUAUCCUGCUGCUCUCGUCUGCAACGUCUCUGCCUUAUCUCCCGCAACGGCACCUUAGACCCAGUGGCCUCAGAAACCUUCAUGGAGCGAUGCUGCCAAGUCAUCAUGUGCCACAUGUUUAUGGGCGGCACCUUGGUGGCUUGUCGCACACUGCAGAAAACUCUGCUGGACAGAUUUUUAGAGGAGCGUCCGGCCCUGAGCGUGGUCAUCUAUCCAUUACAACACGAAGACCUGCCCACAGUCAUCCGAGACAUCCCGCUAACACUGCUGGAUAGGAUCACUCUGUUCCAGAGCCACGUGGCCCAGCCACCACAUUUAUCACCGAUGUGACAUCAGCAGCUCAAGGUGCGCAGACCGCUUUUAUUCUGCAGGGAAUAAAUACCACAAAAUAACAGACUGACUGUAUCUGCAAAGUGAUUUCCGAAUGUGUGAUUUGUUACAUCAACAACUGUGUCAGGCUACGCUACAACAACACAUCAACCAUGAUUGUUUACAUUUUUAUGACUGAAUAAUGGUGGUCCUCAGAGGGUUAUCAGCUGGAGGUUUUUAGUUCAAUAUUGCAGGACAUUUCACACGAGGCGACGUUUGGCCCUAAAUUGUGGCUUCUCAGUCAAAAAUACUGUCUGUUACCACUUU